Messenger RNA from Thamnophis sirtalis, 997 nucleotides. The record is from RefSeq and is a predicted model, not a curated record. Lineage: Eukaryota; Metazoa; Chordata; Lepidosauria; Squamata; Natricidae.
UGGAUGAGAUGGGUGAACGGAUAAAUGAUUUGGAAAAGCAUGUUGCUGGACUAAUGGCUGAAGCUGGAAUAGAAAAUACUAGUGAAGAUUCUGAACAAACUGAAGAAAUCAAAGAAACCUGAAGACCUUUGAGUAUGGUCUACGUUUAUACAAUUUCAAGAUAUUUGUUAAGACUAUAUACAGUAUAACUAAUGAAUCCACAAGCAAUGCUUUUCUACACUACAUCACUGGCUACAAAGAAAAAUCAAGUUGUAAAUAUUUCUGGCCUAUAUUUCUGCUAUAAUAUCGAAUCAUGCAAGUGUGAUGGGCAGUAAUUUCAGUGGUGGGAUUCAGCCAGUUCGCACCACUUCGGGAGAACUGGUUGUUAACUUUCUGAGCAAUUUGGUGAACUAGUUGUUGGAAGAAAUCACUAGGGCAGAGAACUGGUUGUUAACUUUCUUGAAUGCCACCGAGUAAUUUGAUUACAGAAAUAAAUUCUCCUUUUGAUUUUUUGUUUUUGUUUAAGAGUGACAUUAAAUGUUGAAAACUGGCUUCAUAUUAGCAUUCAAUUCAUAACAAUUAAUACCCUUUUGGUAUGAAUAUAUUUAUAAGCUUUUGUACCAAGUGUAGUUUCCAUUUUUUCCUUGAAGUUCGUUUUCUUGGUACAUCAUGUAUGGAUGUUAAAACUAUCACAUACGAAGAAAGCAGAAUAAGAGUCCAUGCUAAUACGUAGGUAAAAUUCGUGUCAUCUCUACUUUGAUUAGUUUUCCUCUAUUGGGAUCAGGUGUUUUGAACUCAUAUUGCUGUAUCUCACUAAUGCAAUUCUGAACAAUUUAUAUGAUUUUUAGAAUAAUAUUCCUAGAUUAGGAGCCCUUCGUGGUUUAACUACUGCAACACAUCCUACAUGGGACUGCCCUUGAAGAUGACACAGAAGCUUCAAUUGAUCCAGAAUGCAGAGGCAUGGGCAGCAACAGAUAUGCUUUGAUAUGCCUGUGUAAUACCCCUGCUUUGUGAACUG